GGCAACUAGCGGAUUCGCCGGCAGAUCAGCGUCUCGUUACUGUAGUGACGGUGCAACAGGUGUACUGCCGGGUUUGUAGAGGCUGUCGGUCGACGCAUGAUCGCCCGUAAGCUCAGGCUGUGGGGGUUAACUGGUUCCCGCUGCUUUGCUCAGUUAGGUGUACCAGUCAGUGCUGCAGAACUUGGAAUAUCGAUCUCGCAGACUGUAAUUUAAUUUUUGAGAAAAGAUAUUGGCUCAUUGCCUCAUGCACUGCCUCCGCCUCAUUCAUACGCAAUCGAUUGGAAAUACUUUUAAAACUGAAUCAAUAAUGUUUCAAUUAGAUUUUCUAGAUCUAAUAUGGCAAACAGCGCAACAGUGCAGUGCAGAGUUUGACUUGUUCUUGGAAUCGUUGAAAUGAUGAUUUGAUUUGGUUUGGACAAAUUUUCACGAGAGUCAUUCACGAUGGCUCAACUAGAUGUCCGCAAUACUGCUCUUCUGACAGCCGUCUAUGGACAGAGUUGGCCAGCACCAAACACGAACCAUCCCCCUCGGAAAGGGUUCAGUGGAUCUCACGGCCUGCGAUCCACGUCCCCUCGCUCAACACGUCAGCACUCUACUUCAGUCAACAAUCAGCAGUCUCCCCGAGCCCACCAAAGAUCCCCGCUCCACCCCCAUCAUCAGGGAGGAGGGGUAGGGAGGGGUGUGAACAAUCUCCAUGGAAACCAAGAACUGUGCAUCAGUGGGAGAGGGGCAAAGGAAGGGUGGGGUCAGUCAAAGGGAAGAGGCGAUGGAGUCAUCAGGGGUAAUGAUCUGCCUCUUCACCUGGGUCUAGACAAGGGAACGCUUCAGUGGAGAAGCUGGUCUUCUUUCAAACAUGAUAUAGAGACAGUUGAUGAUCAUGAAGAUGAUCUGUCACUCUACAAAAUAACUCAAGACACGUUCCGUAAGUUGACCCAGCAGGUCAGCGAGGUCAGCGAGCAUCUCAAUAACAGAUAUACCACUUCAGGAUUUCAGGGUGUCCGUCGGAGUCAGUUGGCUGCUAGUCUUCCUGCCAGUCAUCCCAGCAUACAAAAUCACAAGGAGAGUGAGGGGGGCACGGAUGGGUUUCAGUCCUCUCUGGCGAUCCAGUCGACACCGUUCAAAACCUCCCAAAGACGGAGACCCAAAUCUCACUUGGUCACAUCAAAGAGGAACAAACUCAACCCACCUCCUCGACCCCACUCAAGUACUCUAACUCAGUCCAAAGGUCACUUUGACCACCUCUCACCAGGCAUCAUAGGUCACCUUCGAGGAGAAGCCAUUAAUGCAGAAGGGGCUGGAGAUGCACCCUCCACCAGUGACGAUCAAAAUCUGGGACCCUUUGAUAUCGUCAAGGACGACUACAAGCUGGGCAUGGAAUCGGAGGAGUCGUUGGAUGACCGCAUCUUGUCGGCAGAUGACUCCGAGGACGAGGAGUAUGACGUUGGAAGCAACUCUAUGAGAUCCCUUGACAUGGACUCCUCGGAAGACGAGAUUGAGAUCAACGACCGGAUAGAGAAGAUACGCAACCAUCAAGAGAAGAUGCAGAGGAAAUUGAUGCGGUUGGAUCUUCCACCAGAAGUGCUGACUGGGGAUAUCGAUUGCAUGUUUCCAUACAGUGGUUCCACUGCAAGCAGGAAGAAGAAACAGGAGCCUUUUGCAGAGGCCCUGAGCGUGCCCUACUGCCACAUGGACCUCCUGGAGCUGAGCAUGUUGGACAAAGAUUGGAGGACUAUCAUCAGGACAGCUCCGGACAAGGACGAUGCGGUCCUGAUGGAGAGGAUGAUUGAGAUGGAGAAGCUGCAGUACGAGACGGCAGAAUGGGAGAGUGGGAUGAGCUCUCCAAGGAGGAGGUGCCAAUCAGCUCUUCAGAUCAGAAAAGGUUGGAAUGCCGAUGCUGCUGUUCCCACGGAGAGAGCCCACAGUGCCCUAGGGAGACCUAAGCAAAGUAAGAACUGCUGCGACCAAUGCCUGCAGUUGGUAUGUGCAGGAGACUGCCCCAGUAAAGUUGCAGCCUCGUACAACUCUUGUGUUCACUGUCGUCAACCCUACUGCAAUGGGGUUUGCACCGAUUUUGGUUACCACUUGCACAUUAGGUACGCCAGACAGGAGGAGAAGAAAAAGAGAAGGCCUAAAUCGUGUCAUACCUGCCGGAGAAGCAAAACCCCAAACAAUGCCAUAAACACCAACAACGUCAUCCUUGGACGACCACGGUCUGGGUUUGCCACCUACAGCAGCUCCAGGGUGCAGAGCGCCAAAACCAAAAAGAUGACUGUUGCUUCCACAGAGGGAGCGGAGGAGGUGUCCAACCGAAUGGAGAGGCUAAGGUUGUCUGCUCGGAAGUACAAAGAGAAGAGCGGCGAUGAGGAUGAUGGCGAGGAGAGGUCAAAGAAACAAAGACCCAGGACAGCAGGGUCAAAGAGACAUAUCAAAGGGAGAGAUGCCCUGAUAUCAGGGAAGAGCUACCAAUCUCAACGGAGGUUCUCACUGACAGAGGAUCCUGUGACAACCACUGCUGCCAGUAUGAAUCCCAAGGUGCUUCGGGUGAGGUCCGCACAUUACAGGACACGAAAAGCGAGACAGAAGACGAAGAAAACUAAGAAAAAUUGAAAAUUUGAUGGAAAGAAAUCACUGUGAAUUUUGAUUGGAUGAAAUUUGGUUAUGCUACCAAAGUCAUUUAUGUUAUAACCACGGACCAAGUAUUCAAGUUUUUAUAUGUUCAGAGUUAUUACUUUAUACUAUUUAAGAACCAUUCCAGUGGCUGGUAUUUAUUUAUCAAAGUAUAAUAUCUUUACUCCAUCGUUGAUCCUGACUUGGUGGGUAGAGUUAAUCCACUGACUUGGUACAUACAUUUUUUUCUGGAAGAACAAGGUGAUACAUGUAUCUAGUAAGAAAAUGAAUGUUGAUGAAGAACAGAGCUAGUUAUAAAGAUGUUCAUGCGUGGGUAUGUAGUCGUUCGUGAAGUAGGCAUUUGGCGAUCACUACAUAACACUGAGCCAAUGGGUAUUAAGCUCCCGUGCGUACGUCCGUGUGCUGCCCUCUAUAUACCCAUGCAUGAGCAACUUUAAAGACCAUCCCUCUUUCUUUUCAUCUUCUUUAGUUCCAGCAGUCAAAUCUUGAAGAAGAAAAAAUAUAGGCAACUAAUACCGACUUGUGUGUACCUUUGUGAUAAGUGUUGUUGUGAGUUUUACUUAUGGUUUGGUGAAGUGUGGCCAAACCCAACCCAAGGCCAAAGUUUUCUUAAACUAAAUGCUGCAUCAACUGAAUUUUAUAUUCAAGCGGGUGAUGUCAACCCCCAGGGACCUCAUUUAGAAAAAUGCAUGUAAUUAAAUGCAUGACAAUCACAGGAAUUACUUUUUAUUGAAUUUCUUGAUGGAUGACAGAUAUUCUACAACAAAGAUCUGUGCUUUUCUAACAAAUACCUACAGUGUAUGUACCAAUUUUAGGAGAUUGAUCAGCUGUUGUGUGACUUGUGUCGUUUGUUUUUUGUAGAGAAAUUCUCUUUAGUGUUCUCAAUAUUUAAGUGAUGUUGGUGAAUAUUGCAAAUGUAUGUCCAAAGUUUUAAAGAAUAUAUAGAUAACGUGGGCGAGUAUGAGAUCACAGUGCUCUGAAAUCCAAAAUAAGUUUAGCAAUGCUGAGAAUAAUCUAAUCUGUAUUUUCUAGUCCAGUGUGCAGCUUGACCUACUCACAUCGUCCGUCGUAAUGUAUAUUUGUUCUGAACACCAUUGUUGAAUGUUGCUCUCCGUUAAUUUUUGGCUGUAGAGGCUUCCAAUUCUUUUGAAAUACCCGUCUGCUGAAAUAUCACCAAAAAACUCUUAAUGUAUUUUGUUGUUUGGCUUGCAGAAAAGUGCUACCCUGCCGCACGCCGUAAAGCACAAUUCUCUUAACUACUAUGGUCUUGAUUGCUCUAAUGAUAUUACACCAUUUUUUAGAUUUCUCUUUUUAUCAACUAAUAAAAAAAAAAGUAGGAAUGGAUGAAAACUAAUUAUUUUGAGUACCUAGUUUCAUUCCCCAAAAGCACAGUUAAUGCUAAUGGCCUCUGCUUGAAGAAUAGAGUGCAUGUUGGCGUGUAGCAUGAACAGUGCGAUUUGCUCUCCUUCUUCUGCCAGCCACACAAUGCAUUCAUAACUGCUUGAUCGCUGAAUCUUCCACGGUCACAGUAAUCUUCUCAUUCUACAUUUUAAUUUUCAUAUUACCUCAUCAAAUGAGAACUGCUUUGCACCCAACCAUAACCCUAUUUCAUAAAAAAUAUAUUUAAUUUUUAUUUUUUAAUUUCAUUUUU
Messenger RNA from Strongylocentrotus purpuratus (purple sea urchin), 4279 nucleotides. RefSeq lists its product as uncharacterized. The transcript is spliced from 7 exons. The record is from RefSeq and is a predicted model, not a curated record. The coding region runs from base 442 to 2607 and encodes 721 amino acids. Lineage: Eukaryota; Metazoa; Echinodermata; Echinoidea; Camarodonta; Strongylocentrotidae.